Messenger RNA from Melanotaenia boesemani (Boeseman's rainbowfish), 7202 nucleotides. It is a transcript of the gene atrx, whose product is annotated as ATRX chromatin remodeler. The transcript is spliced from 35 exons. Gene Ontology annotation, molecular function: ATP binding; ATP hydrolysis activity; ATP-dependent chromatin remodeler activity. Gene Ontology annotation, cellular component: nucleus. The record is from RefSeq and is a predicted model, not a curated record. Lineage: Eukaryota; Metazoa; Chordata; Actinopteri; Atheriniformes; Melanotaeniidae. Bases 201 to 6707 code for a protein of 2168 amino acids.
CCAUUUUACUGCGUCCACAGUCAUCUAGCAAGAUGGUCCCUUGCUUUGUCUCUCCUGAGCGGAGUUGUUUCAGGUUUUAUCCCUAAAUUUUCCUUUCACGCCAUCGAAAAUUUGCACUUUGCGUCGAACGGAGUUUUCUAUAGCUAAAACAAAGGUCCUCUUUGUCUGUCAGGAAAUGACGACGGCGGGAAGCAGGUAAAAUGAGUCUGGCCGCUUCUGAAACACAUCUAGACCAAAUGUCAGAAAGAGAAGAGGAGCCUGGGAGCUCAACAGACAGUAUGAAGCCUUUGUCUUCUCGCAAAAAGAGGAAGCCCACCUCUACACCUAAGCACACUGGACAGAAGGAAUCUGAUUCUUCAGCUGAAAGUGAAAAUGAUGGUGCUGCUUCUGACAAUCCCUCUGAUGGUAAUACAGGCAAUGGAGCUAAAGGCACAUUAGUGAUGAGUGCAAGUGGCAAUGAAAAUAAGGGCGCCAUGAAACUCAGAGUGGAUUUCAAACAGAAAAAAUCAGAUGACGCCCUGCAGAAGAAGGUCAGUUGCACUGCCUGUGGAAAACAAGUAAACCAGUUUCAGCGCAACUCUGUGUACGAGCAUCCAGUGCUCAAAGUACUUAUUUGCAAGCCAUGCUACAAAUUUUACACAAGUGAUGACAUCAGCAGGGAUUCGGAUGGGAUGGAUGAGCAAUGCAGGUGGUGCGCUGAAGGUGGGAAGCUCAUCUGCUGUGACUACUGCAGCAACGCCUUCUGUAAGAAGUGUAUUCUGCGCAACCUGGGCAGGAAAGAGCUAUCGGGCAUUACCGAUGAGAACUCAAAGUGGCAUUGCUAUGUGUGCCGACCAGAGCCCCUCCAGGAUCUUGUUUCCAAAUGCCAUCGCAUCAUGGAGAAACAAGAAUGCGCGGAACUCAAACAAAAAAAACCUGAUAAAACGGAGGUAUGUGAAAACAAGCGGGACAAGAGCAAAGCAGCCAAAGAGCACAAAGCAGUUGCCAAUGGAAAAGAACACAGUGAAGGCUCUGGGACCUUUACAUUUGCCUCCAAAAAACGCCAGGUACCCAAGGAACUUAUUAAGAAAACUAAAAAGCUUGUUGAGACUACAACUGGUCUGAACAAUACAUUCAUCCAGUUCAUCCAGCAGGCAGCUGGAGACCAGGGGGAUAAGACCAUCAGGUAUCGACAUUUGAAAGCCUUCAAGGCGGUGCUUUCUGAUUUGAAAAAAGCUCACAGUGCUUUGGAGGAGGCUUUGGAGCCUGAGUUCAGAAACAUGGAGUUGCAGAAUGGUAAUGAAGAGCAACCUGUUGAGAGAAAAAGCGUUAAUGUUGUGAAACCUGUAGAAAAUGAUCACAUGAAUACUUCUGCAGAUUUAUUGUGUGAGGCUGAUACAGUGCAGGAGUCAGAGAAGGAGCUGCAAAAUGAAGAUGAUUCAGUUUGUGAGACUGAAAAAAUGGACAAAGAGCUGCAAAAUGAAGACGAUUCAGUUUGUGAGACUGAAAAAAUGGACAAAGAGCUGCAAAAUGAAGAUUCUGUUGGUGAGUCUGAGAUGGCUGAAGAAGAGGACAAAGAGCUGCAAAAUGAAAAGGAUUCGGUUCGUGAGACUAAAAAUAAGGACAAAGAGCUGCAAAAUGAAAAGGAUUCGGCUUGUGAGACUAAAAAUAAGGACAAAGAGCUGCAAAAUGAAGAUGACUCAGUUGGUGAGUCUGAGAUGGCUGAAGAAGAGGACAAAGAGCUGCAAAAUGAAAUGGAUUCAGUUUGUGAGACCGAAAAAAUGACAACAGCGGACCAAGAGUUGCAAAAUGAAGACGGUUCUGGUAGUGAGUCUGAGACGACUGAAAAAGUGGACAAAGAGUUGGAAAAUGAGAGAGAUUCAGUUUGCAAAGCUAAAUCUACUGAAGAGGUGGACGAGAAGCAGCCUAACAAGGAGGACAUGGACAAUGAUGAAAUGCCCAGUAAGACUGCAAUGAUAGACCACCAAACAGAGACUGAAAUGACUAAAAAAAUAAUUAAAACUGAAGUCCCUGAUGAUCUGCCCGUGUCAACUGGUGAAAUGUCCUUAGAUCAUGACAUUAUGUCUGUGCCUCCUUCAGUUCCUGAGGAGCUUUUUCAGAUGGUUGAAAGUCUGGCAGAUUCGUCUAUGCUUUCACAAACGGACACCAACUCAGUUACAGAUGCUGACACAAAGUCAAACCAACCCCCAACAGAAUCUCAGCACCCCCAUCCCAAAGUUAAGAAUCUGAUAGUCAAACUGACUCCUGUACCAGUUGUAACAACAUGUGGGUCAAGGUUAUCUAGAUCUCAAAACAAAGAAAAAGUUGUAGAGCAGCAGAAAAAGGGUAAGGGAGAAUGUAAGGAUGAGAAAAAAUCUGUAAAUAAGACAGAAAGUCCACCUCCCAGCCGUCGCUCUAGUAGAGUUAAAACCACUCCUUUGAGAAAGCAGACAGAAAAUAGCAAGAAUGAGUCCUCUGAGUCAGAGUCAGAGGAAGACAAAAAGGACAAGGCCAAAUCCUCCAAAAAGUCCAGGAACACCAAAAAAGGGGACAAGAAAAAAACUAAGGCUUCAGACAAAACAGUUGAAGACUCUGACUCUGAUGAAGUUCCUCACGCGUUGCUGCAGAAAGCUGCAGAAGGCAACAGCACAGAUGAGGAACAGGAAAGCACAUCAGCCAAAAAGCGUUUAGUCAAACGCAAAAGGAAGUCUGAAAGCUCAGACUCGGAUGCGGAGACUAAAAACCAGAAGGCAUCCAAAAAGAAGAAGAAAAAUGAUAAACAGAACGAUUCAGACUCUUCUGACUCAGACUAUGAUCAGGAGAAAGAAACAAAGAGAAAAGUAAGUACGGAAAAGAGGAGAUCCAGCCGUGUGAAGAAACUAGAUGCCUCAAAAGAGGGGGGAAAAAGCUCACCAGAAAAAAACGCCAGCAGAAGACGAUCUUAUGAAAAGAAACGAAAGGGGAAGGGCAUGAAAGGAGAUUCCAAGCUGCAGUCCUCAAGUGAGGACGAGGAGGAGCAGCAGGCUGAAGAUGACUCAGGAGAAGACGGCGAUGAGCAAAAGAUCAAACACAUUGUGGAGGAAAAUGUAGUGGGAGGCAGCACAGCCUUCCAUCAGUCCUCAGGAGAUGAAGUGGACAAUAAAGAUAAUGCCAGUGGGGUCUUUGAAGAUGAUGAUGACGAUCCAGAAAAUAGGAUCGCUAAGAAAAUGCUUCUUGCCCAAAUAAAAUCCAGCUACUCUUCGGGAGCAGAGAGCUCCUCUGAUGAUGAAGAAGCAGAGAAGGAAGAGAAGCCCUCCAAAACAUCUAAAAAUAAAAAGCAGACAGAGGAGGAACAAGACGAAGAAGAAGCAGAAGACUCCGGUUCAGAUAUUGAAGUGAAGAAAAGUGGCAGACGCCACAAACUGCUUCGUCAUAAACUUUCUCUGAGUGAGGGGGAAUCAGGGGAGGAGAAUACUGACUCUAAAGAAAAGAAGCACAAGGGGGGCAAAAAGAAGUCUGGGAAGAAAGUAGACAGUGAUGACUUUGAAGACUCAGACUUUGAAAAGUCUCAGUCCAGGUCAGAGUCAGACAUGAGUGAGGAGGUUAGUGAAUCAGAUAAAGACAAUAAACGUCGAAAGACAAGAUCUUCUAAAAAGAAGGAUGAUGAGAAAAAGAGAAGUUACAAGCAGAAAAAGAAGCGACGCAGGAUCAAAGUCCAGGAUAGCUCCUCCAGCAAUGAAAAGAGUGGAGAGGAAGAUGAUGAUUCAGACGGAGAAGGACGUAAAGGCCGAAAGAAGAUCCGCAAAAUCUUGAAGGAUGACAAGUUGCGCACAGAAACGAGAGAUGCUCUGAAAGAAGAGGAAGAAAGGAGGAAACGUAUCGCUGAGAGAGAGGCUCUCAGGGAGAAACUCAGAGAGGUUAUUGUUGUGGAGGAGGCUUCCCAGGUGGUCUGUCCCAUCACAACCAAGCUGGUAUUAGAUGAGAAUGAAGAGACAAAGGAGCCGCUGGUCCAGGUCCACAAGAACCUUGUUACAAAGCUCAAACCUCACCAGGUUGAUGGGGUGCAAUUUAUGUGGGACUGCUGCUGUGAGUCUGUGAAAAAGAUUGAGAAGUCUCCUGGUUCUGGCUGCAUUUUGGCCCACUGUAUGGGUCUUGGAAAAACUUUGCAAGUGGUGACCUUGAUUCAUACGCUACUGCUUUGUGAGAAACUUGAUUUCACCACCGCACUGGUGGUUUGCCCCCUGAACACUGUCCUUAACUGGCUUAAUGAGUUUGAGAAGUGGCAAGAAGGACUGAAAAAUGAUGAGAGUUUAGAAGUGACUGAGCUGGCCACAGUGAAGAAGCCACAGGAGCGAGCAUACGCCCUGCAGACAUGGCACGAGUCGGGCGGUGUUAUGAUCAUUGGUUACGAGAUGUACAGAAACCUGACGCAGGGCAGGAACAUCAAGAGCAAGAAGCUCAAAGAGACCUUUCAGAAGACGCUUGUAGAUCCAGGUCCAGACUUGGUGAUCUGUGAUGAAGGACAUAUCUUGAAGAAUGAGGCAUCUGCUGUGUCCAGAGCAAUGAACUCCAUCAGGACAAAGAGGAGGAUUGUGCUAACUGGAACACCGCUACAAAACAACCUUAUUGAAUACCACUGCAUGGUGAAUUUUAUCAAGGAAAACCUGCUUGGGUCAGUUAAGGAGUUUAGGAAUCGCUUCAUUAACCCCAUUCAGAACGGCCAGUGCGCUGACUCCACUCUACAAGAUGUCCGGAUUAUGAAGAAGAGGGCUCACAUUCUCUAUGAGAUGCUGGCUGGCUGUGUCCAGAGGAAAGAUUACUCAGCACUCACCAAGUUUCUGCCUCCCAAACAUGAGUAUGUGUUGUCUGUCCGGGUGACUCCACUCCAGUGUAAACUUUACAGACACUACCUGGAGCAUUUCACAGGUGUGGGGAAUGCUUUGGAAGGGGGCCGAGGUCGUGCAGGAACCAAACUCUUCCAGGAUUUCCAGAUGCUCAGCAGAAUCUGGACCCAUCCCUGGUGCCUUCAGCUGGACUACAUCAGUAAAGAAAACAGGGGUUUCUUUGACGAAGACAGUAUGGAUGACUUCAUCGCUUCAGAAACGGAAGAAUCCUCAAUGAGUCUGACAUCUGACGAUGAGAAGUCAAAAAAGAAAAAGAAGCAAGGGAAAGGGAAAAAGAAGGACUCGGAUGACUCGGACAGUGAUGAUGUGGAAGUUAUUAAGGAGUGGAACAGCAGCUCUCGUGGCAAGAACGGAGAAGGUCGAAACAGAGCAGAGCCUGUGGAAGAACCUCGGGCCACUAGCUCUGCACCAGGGAGUCCUUGCUCUGCAGACUGGCAUAAGGAGUUUGUCACUGAGGCUGACGCUGAGAUCCUGGACCACUCUGGGAAGAUGAUACUCCUCUUUGAGAUCCUGCGCAUGGCCGAGGAAGUAGAAGAGAAAGUGUUGGUGUUCAGUCAGUCUCUCAUUUCUCUUGACCUGAUCGAGGAUUUCUUGGAGCUUUCUUGUAGAGCAAAAGAUGAAGAGAAAGUCUCUCCAUACAAAGGUGAAGGCAAGUGGUUCAGGAACAUUGAUUAUUAUCGCCUGGAUGGCUCCACCAACGCUACCAACAGGAAGAAGUGGGCGGAGGACUUUAACGACACCAGCAACAUAAGAGGUCGUUUGUUUCUCAUAUCAACACGAGCGGGUUCACUUGGCAUCAAUUUGGUAGCAGCCAACAGGGUCAUCAUCUUCGAUGCCUCCUGGAACCCUUCAUACGACAUCCAGAGUAUCUUCAGAGUGUACCGCUUUGGUCAGGUCAAACCUGUCUAUGUGUACAGGUUCCUCGCCCAGGGUACAAUGGAGGAGAAGAUUUAUGAACGGCAGGUCACCAAGCAGUCUCUGUCAUACCGUGUUGUGGACCAGCAGCAGAUUGAGAGGCACUUUACAAUGAACGAGCUGGCUGAACUCUACACCUUUGAGCCAGACCAGCUGGAUGAUCCCUCAGAAAAGAAGAGCAAGAGAGCCACACCCAUGCUUCCAAAGGAUCCUUUCUUAGCAGAGAUGCUGCAGAACAGUAAGGACCAGAUUGUGUGUUACCAUGAACACGACUCCCUGCUGGACCACAAAGAGGAGGAAGCCCUUAGUGAGGAGGACCGUAAGGCUGCGUGGGCCGAGUAUGAAGCAGAGAAAAAGGGUCUGUCCAUGAGGACCAACUACCCAUCGGGAUAUGCUCAAAUGGACAUGGGCACCUCCAGCUACGUCUCGUACAACAUGGCAGCUCUGGCCUCCAUGACCAACCAGCAGCUGGAGGACCUCAUAAACCAGGGACGCCAGAAAGUCAUUGAAGCAACAAAUGCUUUGAAAACUUUACCUCGGGAGUCACUAGAAGAUAUAAUUGCCACUGUGUGGAAGGAGAACCCGGCGCUCACAGAGACCCAGGUCCAGUCUUUAGCCGCUGGACGCCAAGCCGCCGUAGAGAUGGAGCUGAAACGCAGAGAAGCCAUCUACAGGGAAGUUCUCACCAGGCAGCAGACGCUAAUGAUGUACGUGCAGAAGCUGAUCACGAACAGGAAGGUGCAGGAGCAGCAGAUGGCCCUCGCUAACCAGGCCACAUACCUGAACCAGCUAGCCCUGCAGAAUGGUAUGAUGGGAGGUGGCGGGCUCAGCCAGAUGGACCUGAUUGGCCUAUACCAGCAGCUCCACGGCAUGGGCACACAUCAAGGCAUGGGCAAGAAUCCUGGCCCCUCGAAGGGCCUGCCUGAGUGACUGAGUCUCACAACGUACAGCCACUCCAGCUGGGUGUCACAAGGCCCAAACCUUUUUACUCCAUACCUGUCCUUGAAAGUUUGAAAUAUCAGUUUCAAGAUGGAGUUGACAGGAGGAGUAAAAGACUGGAAUUGUUAUUAUACGUGGCUGAUUUUUGUCCGGUGCUUUGUGAGUAAUGCUCUCCUGGACAGUGUAGUCUCACCAGGCAGGCCCCCAGACUACUUGUAUUCUACUUUGGCACAUUCUCGCUUCUAAAUGCUUAAACUGGUGUAGCUGUUAAAAUGAGAGGAAUAUGGACAUUUCUCACAAAGAGCCGCCUGUUGACUCCUGUGUUUGCACAAGGUGUAUUUCAUAAAUGUAGAGAAAGUUUCUUUGCCCUUCUUUAAGAAUGUUCUUACAUUAGUAAAUACACCAACAUGUUUUGCCAUGACUAUGACCUGCUACUAUCUUGAUAAGUAUUUAAUAUAACAUUUAAUAAAGUGACCAAAAGAAUGA